UGGUCUUGGGGUUGGAGUGCGAGGUGCUAGUGUCAGGAGUCAGGAUGCGACAAUUUGACUCAGUAUGGCACGCCUACAUCUCGCUCGCGGGUCUCGCGUUGUCGAUGGCCCCGAAGUCCCGACCUGACUCGUUCAAGGUUAUCGUGAUUGGACCCGUGCCCACUCACCUCGUGUCUGUCAGCGCGCUGCUGAAGCUGAUGGUCUCGGCUGUCAGACGGACCGAUGCACGCGCUAGGAAGAGCCUCUGUAAUCCGUAUAUGCAAGAUUACAUGCCUGGGACCUAG
This is a messenger RNA of Aspergillus heteromorphus CBS 117.55, 284 nucleotides long. RefSeq lists its product as uncharacterized. Bases 45 to 284 code for a protein of 79 amino acids. The record is from RefSeq and is a predicted model, not a curated record. The transcript is spliced from 2 exons. Lineage: Eukaryota; Fungi; Ascomycota; Eurotiomycetes; Eurotiales; Aspergillaceae.